AUGCUGGGAGUGUGGUCACAUGACUCUGCCGGGGAGGCUCUCUGGGUAAAGGGUAGGAAGAGAGGAAGUGUUGGAGUGUUCUCUGUCUGUCAUUGUGUGCUGCACAGUAACCUGGCAGGUAAAUAAAUAUUCUCUGCACAGUCUAACUAGGUGUUAACUUCAGGCUCUGCUGAUCGAAUGUUACCAACAUUGCUCUGAUUAUAGCUCUAUAGACGAAUGCAAUGCAAAGGGGAUGUGUGGGUGUGUUUAUAAAACUUAAAUUUUAUUGGGAGGCAGAAGGUAUGAUUCUCUGUGCCAGGGUGACACACAUUUAAUUGCAUAUUAUUAUUAUUAUUAUUAUUAUUAUUAUUAUAUAGUUCAGAUAGUUUAUUAUUUAUCCUGCUAUAUACUCUUUGGGAAGUAAUGGGCACUUUAUUAUUUAAUUCAAAGGUUAGAAACAAUGCCCCUCACCACCCUCUUACAAAAAAAUAAAAAUUUUUUUAACAAAAUGGUGAUGUCAGGGUUAACUGGGAACUUGUUACUGCUCACUGUUUCUGUGAGGGGAUAUAGAAGUUUAUAUUAUAUGACUUUUAGAUCAUUGGGUUUCAAUCAGAGUGCCUUUUGAAAGUUUUCUUAGAACUUAAUGACUUCAAAGUUAGAGGAGCUUCCUGAAUGCGCUCUCCUUAAGAAUAGUUUUUUUUAUUUCUUAAUGUCAACUUUCAGAAUGUGUUUUGCCAUCAGCCAGUUAAUUAAAACUCUGGCGCAACCUUUAUCUCUCUGUCGUGAAUUAAUUAAAAUUAGCAGGUCAACUUAUCGAAACGUCUGCACCGUGCGUGCUCAAUACUUCUGUAGUGAGGCUGCUAGUAAAUGUUUUCUAAUCCGCUGCUGGUAAAAUAAGUAUGUGUGCCUUGAACAUUUUCAUUUCAUUGAGCUGUGCUUUGGUCCAAUAAAAAAAAAUUGGAAAAUUGAGUGAGGCCCUCCCCACCUUCUGUUGUACUUCCAAUUUAGCAUGUUGCAACUACUUGUGUGUUAGUCCACAUAUUGCACAGUGCUGUGGAUUAUAUUGGUGUUUAAUAAAUCAUAUUAGCAGCUACUAAGCUACAUAAUAUAUGCUACAUUUGGCAUAGAACAUGGAGUCGCUCAGAUUUCACAUAGAGAUGCUCGAGCUCUACACCAGAUGCUCCUGACCACAGUGCCUUUAAGUGGCUGGCCGCAAAAGGCAACUAACUGUGUUUUUUUUUUUUUAUUCUUUAUUUUUCACGUGCACAAGAUAUUUUACAUGCUGGAAAAUGCCAUAUUAGCUGAAACAAGUGUAAUAAUAACAAUCAUCGUUGGUCAAAGAUAUGGCUAUUUGUAGACUGCACAUUUUUAAUAAUUAAACGUUGGCCCUAAAAGCAUGUAUGGAUGUCUAGCGUGCCAUUACAGUGGCGACAUAGUGUGUGCGGUGGGCAGUGAGUGGUCUGGGCAAUGUCGUGCAAGUUACUCCUGCUGCUAGUGUAUGCCUUGUCUAGUGGUCUAUCAUGUACCCGGCAGUCCGCCUGUCUAAUAUGUGGGGACUAUUUGAUGUGGAACGCAUCCUUGAGGGGGGGGUCGAGGGUCUGUCAAGUAGGUUAGUGUCCCCUGGGGGGUGGAGGGGAUGCAGGCGUGGGGACGAAAGAGUGAGUGGGCUCCACAUGGCCUGGUCUCUGUCGGUGAGCUAUGUGGGUGCAGAAGUUAGGGAAGCAGUGGGGCUGCUUAGUGAACAUCAUUUGUGAAAAUAAUUGUGUCCCGAGGUCGGUUCCUUUAAAGCCUGUCCUGGUGAGUCUAGGGCAGCCAUUAAAAACAUAUAAGGAAGCAUAUCAGAAAGUUUAAAAAUAAUAAUAAGAGAAGAGCCAUUAAUCAAAACUAUGAAAACAAAAAUACAUAAAAACCAUCAGGGUUCUUUCUGGGUGUUUUUGCAGUGCCUCCAUAUGAAGUUAGAGGUCCUGUAUUAUGGGAGAAUGUCCUGGUGCGAGUGCUGGGCCCUCAUGUGGUCGCCGCUGCGCACUCCGGUUUUCCUGUACCCUGUGGGAUGAAGGGGAUUGUCUUCACUGGAUCCCAUCUCGAAACCGUUGCUGUUGUUUCCGGUGCAGUGGUGGGCGGCAGCCCCUCCAGAGGCAAGCCCAGCGUUCGCAGCAAGGUGGGUGCUUCUUGGAUGUCUGAAAUGGAGUAGGCCUUGUUGUCUUGUUGUAUGUGUAGAGUGCGCGGCAUGCGCCAGCGGUUGGUAAUCUGUUUCUCUCGGAGCAGUUUGAUGACGGGUAGCAGGGACCUGCGCCACUGUAGAGUUUCCCCUCACAGGUCUGCAAAGAAGGACAAAGUCAUUGAUUCAAAGCUGUAGGUGGCUGCUCCCUUCAGGGCUGCGAGUACCACCAUUUUGUCGGCUGUGCUUCUGUACUUCACCACCAGGUCUCUGGGGGCUGCCUCAGGGGCUCUCCGGGGUUUUGGGAUCCCGAAGGCCGCUUCAAAGCCGAUGUUCCUGGCUUGCUUAGGCGUCAGUAGGGCUCCCGUGAGCCUCCGUAGAAGGUGUGGGAUUUCCUCAGCGGGUAUGUCCUCCGGGAUCCCGCGUAUCUUGAGAUUAUUGCGGCGCCUGUUGUCUUCUAUUGUCGCGAAGCGUUGGUCAGUUUUGGCCUGCUUUUGUUUUAAAGAUUGCAAUUCCUGCCUGAGCUCUGAUAUUUCCUGUGCUUGCCGCUUGGAGGUGACUUCGACCGCUUGAACAUGGCCCACUAGGCCCGUGAGGUCUGUGCGUAGCUGAGCGACAUCCGCCUGGAGGGUUUUCUGUAAGUCUCCCAGGAGAGUCUUCAGCAGCGUCGCCGUCACUGGUUCUGCAGCCACCGGACUUGGUGCCUGCUGUUGAGGCCUCACUAGAGGUAGGGUGGUAAUGGCUUCCUCUGGGUAGAAAUCCCCCGAGUAGUCAGAGAAUUCCUUGAGGUCGGCGGCCAUCUUGGUGGCCGUAUGCACUUGUGCCUGGUUGAAGAGGUCUCUUAUGUUGGCCCCCUGUUUUGGUCGGUCCGGUUUUUGUUUCUUGGUUUUCCUUCCCAUUUUCCUUUUGGGUUGUUUGGGCGUUAUCAGCAGUUUGGUGGCUGAAAAUUGUUAGUUUGCUCUGCAUAAACACGGAGACCAUCUACCCUGCGUCCGUUCGGAUCGGCUGCCAAGCUCCACCCCCCCAACUGUGUUUACACUCAGAAAAUAAGUCAUAAAGGACUUUACACUUGACAGCUGUGAUUUCUUCACUGCAAAAUCUGUUUAGUUUGCAAAGUGCUGUUGUGUUAUCUGUUCUGAGAGAUACAUUUUAUUGUAUUAUCCACCUUGAAUUUAUUUUUCUUAUUGUUUUGCUUUUGUUAUAAAAAUGGUAUUUCCUAUGAAUUAUCUUGUCUGAUUGAUAUAUAGUGGUUGACAAAUUGUUGGAAUUAACUUGUUAAUGAAUAACCAAAUGCGUAGUGCAUGGCCAAAUACACAAUUUGUAGCUGCUAGUAGACCACAGCUCCCUUGAACCCUUGCCAUAUACAUGCCAAAUUCUAGGGUACUUAUGAUUUCAAUCUGCAUAUUCGAUUGUAGUAUGCUAAAGCUAUUGGCCCAUUAUUUGACCACCUCUGAACUGACUAAAAAUAUUGCACCUUAGUCAGAUUGUUUAAUGCAUCUAACGCGUUAAUCAAAAUAUUUGAAUAACUUUUAAUAUUCAGUGACACUUUGCAGGACACUAACAAAUACAUUCCAGGUUUAUUGGUUCCAGGUUUUAUAUUUAGAUGUAAGUGAUUAAAUUAUUUUUUCUACAUUUUUAAAUAUGUACUACAAGUUCUGUUUUUUUUUCUUUGAGCACACACCUUUUAACUGUUCCAUGAGAGUUUAAAAGUGGUGGAAGAAUCAUUCCUGGAAGGGCAUUUAUGCUGAAAAGAGCAAUUUAUUUUGCUGAAAAGAGCAAUUUAUUUUCAAGGCAUUCUUAUUUCAACGAAAGUGUGAGUGGCCAUUUGAAAACUACACAUUUGGUUUAUUCAUACACACAGUUAUGCGCUAUGCACUGUUCUUGUCAUUUGUUUAGCAGAUCAUCCCCUUUUUUGCUAUACAUUUAUUGGUUUCUGCAUGAAUAAUAACCUAAUAACAAGCCAGUAGGCACAGUUACCAGAGAAGCUAUGCAUGUUAUAUUUUAUACCUGAACAUGCAAAGCCAGAGAUUAUUUUUUUUUUAUAGUGAAAUUCCCUAAAGCCAUAUACAUUAAGAAGAUCAUUACAUGAACAAGUAAUAUUAUUAAUAUGUAUCUAAAAUGUUUUAAAUAUUUAUUUUCCAAGCAAAGGGCAGGGGCGGUGGUGGCUGCUCUCCUGUACUGCAGACUCCUCUUCACAAGUGCUGGGAGGAAUUGAUCUGAGAUCACUUUCACCAAGUGCUGCAAUAAAUUAAUUGAGGACUGUCACCCGCUGUUAGUUUGUUUGGCACUAGCAGAUAUAGGAAGAACUCCUACUGGGACUCAAGAUAGGGCAACUUGUUUGCAAUGCUUGGCACAUAUGCCACAGGUUGAAGACCCCUGCUAUGGAACUUUAGGGCUGCUUAGAAAUAUUUUGAUUCUUUGCAGAAUCAUUUGACUCCUAAAAAGAAAAACAAUGGCAAGGGUAAAGUCAUAUCUUGCGUGUAUAGUUUGUUUGGUGGAUUUACCAUCUGUUUUAAGGACUACUGCAUCACUGUAUGGCAAAUUUGCCUGUUUAAAGGAACACUCCAUAAUCUGCUGUAGUGGUUAAGGUCUCAGGAGUGCACUGGCACCCUUCAAAAGUAAGUAGUCAAACUGUUUAUAACUAAGUUGAUCACUUAUCUCAGUCCCACCGCUGCCUCCUCUGCUUCUACAAGCUCUACCACUGAGUUAAGGCAUGAAAUGCAGGGCUGUAAUUAUUGGCUGAGAGCACUAAGCUGAUACUCUACCAGUGAACUGGCAAUUUAGAACUCCGUUCCGUGGAAUUAGCGAAUGCUACUUGCAGAAGGGCACCCCGACACCAACCCCACUAAAGCUGCUUAUGGCGUUUAAAGUCUUCCUAUCAAUGUAUAAUGUCUGAAGUUCAUUUUAAACUUAUAAAGAUUAUUUGUUAAUCAUACCGUGUUUUAAUUUAUUCAGUAUUUUCCUCUUCCAGGGCUUCCAAUGGAUAUCAGCUGUGACUGUUGCCGUAUUUUGGGAGUGGCCCUUGGGGCGUUAUUGUUAUUUGUAUUGUUCUGGAUAGCUCAUCGCCUUGGCAUUAUCUACCAACUCUUUCACAAGGUAUAAUAGAAUAAUAUCAUUAAUAUGUUUGCUGCCAAUUUAAUUAGCAUCUUUUUCAUCAUAACAAUGUUCUUAAUGUUUACGAAUGCAUUUCUAUUCCAUAAAAAUCCGCAUCCAAUUCAAAUUAACCCUGAAGUUUAAUAUGCAAAUGUGAAGUGUAUUAUGGGUAAAUUGAUAGCAGCUGUGGAAUAGCUGCCAGCUGUUCACAGAGCAGUUCCCCCUACUCUUAGAUGUGAGGGGAACUUUUCUUGGUGAUAAAAUACUCAUCCUAUAAACCCUUGCUGUGCUUAGAAUUAUGUGAGAAAAUAGUUUCUUCUAAAUCAGUGGUCCUCAAACUCUGGCCCCCCAGAUGUUGCAGAACUACAACUCCCAUGAUUCUUUGAAUUACAUAGAUAGCCAGAAAAACAUGGGAGUUGUAGUUCAGCAACAUCUGGGGGUCCGGAGUUUGAGGACCCCUGUUCUAAAUGCUUAAGGGGUCUGCCGGCAACUGCAAAUACUACACCAAGAGAAACUUUAAAGGUGAGAAACAUUUUUUUCUUCUUCUUCUUAUGUUUUUAGUGCACUAUCUUUAGAAUGCAUUCAAAGAGGAGGCACAUUUUGUCAUAUAGCCAACAGCAUGAACCAGAUGUUUGCCAACAUCUGUAGAAAUUAGACACCAAUAGACAUAUUGGCCAACAUAAGCAGGUGCAACUGCCAAAAUACAAACCACUGCCUAGGUAAAUUGAUCAAAUAUUUCUCAAGUUAACCCCUUAAGGACACGUGACAUGUCAUGAUUCCCUUUUAUUCCAGAAGUUUGGUCAUUAAGGGGUUAAAGGAACUCACCAGUCACCAUAACCACUACAGCUCACUAUAAUUGUUAUAGUGCCAGAAGGGAUCUGUACAUUGUACCGAGGCAAACCAUUUUUGAAUGGCUUGGAUACUUAACUGUGGUCUGGUGUGCACUGCUCCCUACUUCCAUUACCACUGUCAGCGAGAAUUUUUUAAGCAUUAACUACCGUUAACUCUACUUAGCUAAGCCAAUCAAGGACUCAGCUGUAGUGGUUAUGGUGCUUACCGUAUUCCUUUAAUUCUAUUAGUUACAUAGGCUGAAAAAAGACGUGUCCAUCAAGUUCAGCCUUCCUCACAUUUGUUUUUUGUUCUCCAAAAUAAGGCAAAACCCCCCCAGUUUGAAGCACUUCCAAUUUUGCAACAAAUUAGGAGAAAAAAUCCUUCUUGACCCCAGAAUGGCAGUCAGAUUUAUCCUUGGAUUAAGAAGCUAUUACCCUACAGUUUAAAAAUUUUAUCAUUGAAUAUGUUUUUGCAAGUAUGCAUCCAGUUGCUGUUUAAACAUAUGUACAGAAUUUGAUGAAACCACUUCUUCAGGCAAAGAAUUCCACAUCCUUAUUGUUCUUACGGUAAAAUAAACCUUUCCUUUGCCUUAGACUAAGUCUUCUUCUUUGUUAGUCUAAGGUAGAUGAAAGGUAUUUGUAUGCAAUAUAGAUACAUAGCAUGGGGGGUGGAGUGAUAUAUAAUCCUUCAUUUUUUAUCUUUCCAGGUGGAAACAAAGAGUUCACGUCAUGGUGGAGAGCUUGUGGCCAAUGUAUUACGGGCUCAUGGAGUACGUUAUGUUUUUACCUUAGUUGGAGGGCACAUAUCUCCCAUACUGGUCGCUUGUGAAAAGUUGGGCAUCCGUGUAGUGGACACGAGGCAAGAGGCCACCGCAGUAUUUGCUGCCGAUGCUGUAGCCAGACUCUCUGGUAUGUGCAUCUCUGGUAUACCACAAACUAUUUGGCCUGUUUCUUAGUUAUCUUGUACAUCAGUGGUUCUUUUUUUUUUUUUUUUGACAGGCACUAAUAUAAUACACGUGGCAAUAGCUUGGUGAUCUAUCCUGUGAUUAGAGAUCUAUAGCUCCAUUCUUUGCUCAGUGACCCGUUCUAUAGCUGUAAUAUAAUGUAGUAAAAAGUUCAAUUUUGAAGCAACAAGUUUUAAUUAAUUCACAAUUUGUCAAACAGGAACCCUGCAUAUUUUUUAAAAAUAUUUAUUCCUUAUUACACAUCUUUCUGGUGUAGUAGACGAGAUAUCGGAGGUGCUGCCCCUAGACAUAUAAUGGGUUUCCUCAGGAGAGCUCAACUUCUUUCCUGCAUCUUCUGUGAACUCUAUUUUACACUAAUAGUUUAUAAAUCCGUUUAAUUCUUCCUAUAAACUACAUAUCGAACAAACCUCUGCUCAGGAGAGAAUCAUGGGAUAGCAUCAUAGACCAGAUGAAGUCUCUCCCGGUAAGGGGACUAUUUUAUAAUCGAUUAUUUGCAUAAUGCUUUGACAAUAGCAGUUUAUUUUUUUUAACCAAUAAUGUUUUCAUUUUUCCAGACCUGAAUUCUUGUUUGAACUGAUCUUUUCUGUAUUUUGGUGCAGGCACCGUGGGGGUGGCUGCAGUAACCGCGGGUCCUGGCUUAACCAACACGGUAACAGCCAUUAAAAAUGCUCAAAUGGCGGAGUCCCCGCUCCUACUCAUCGGUGGAUCAGCAGCAACUCUUCUACAGGUAUGUUAUGACAAAUCCUGCUGGUAAAAGGACACUUACUUCCUGAGUUCUAAAGUCACUGAGAGAGUAACUAAAUAGUAAUUUAAGUAUUACCUAUAAAUCUGUUCCUAAGAUACAAUACCUGUUCCGCACGCUCCCAAUCCUAAUCCCCCCUCAUUUUUUAAAAGUAUCCAACGAGAUUUAGAUAAAUUCAUUUGGGCAGGAAAGAAACCCAGAGUUCCGAGGGCUCUCAUACUUGCACCUAAGAACAGAGGUGGCCUGGCGGUCCUCAACGUCCAAACCUAUCAUCACGCUACUGUAUUGGCGUCGGUAGUACCCCAUUUUAUUAAUACCUCACCACCCCAAUGGGUUAUAAUGCAAAGAAAGAGGUUAGAGCCUUAUGUCCUACCAGACCUACUGUGGCUUCCCCAUGGGUUUAGACCAUGUGUCCAGAACCCCUCCAAAUACAGCUGAUUUAUCAUGUAUGAGAUAGAGGCAAACCUUCCUUCAGUAGCAUACCAGAUCUUUCACUUGCUACACCACUUAAUGCCCUAACAUAUUGUGUCCCUACAUUUCACGCAGCCCCGUUGUAUGUGGUGGGGAUAACACAUCUGUACCAUAUCUUUCAAAAUAAUACCCUUCUGGAUUUUGACCACCUGUCAAAUAAAUAUGGUCUUCCACGUACCUCCCUCUACUCAUACUUACAACUCAAAUCAUUUGUCUCAAGUUAUUACAAUUACUGCCUAACAAAAUACCACAAAUGUCUAUUUCAAAAUGGGAGCAUAUUUGUAUCAAUGGUAAAUUACCCCACCACGUAUGUCGAUCCCCAUGUGUUACAGUCUCCUACUAACAUAUGAUCUAUACCAUACCUCAAGGAUUGCCUCCCAGUGGGAAUCCGAUCUUAAUUGUGCGGUCUCCCCUAAGCAAUGGGAAAAGUGGAUCUCAAACCCUAGAGGGCUCAUUAGAUCCUAGCUUUACUUGGAACAGCACAUGAAAAUGUUGCACAGGUGGAAAUGGUGCCAUCCAGACUGUACAGAAUAGAAUAUACCUGUUGGAGGUGUAACAUAAAAGAGGGUACUUUUCUCCGUAUGUGGUGGCACUGUGCGACAUUGCUGCCCUUCUGUCAAACUGUCCACGACAUUAUUUUGCGGUGUAUGGGCUGUUCUAUCCCCUUUACUUAUCACCCAGGACCAAACAUGUGGCCUGUAAACUAAUCUACCAAAUUGUGUAAAAGGGAAACUCUAGUGCCAGGAAAACAAACUUGUUUUCCUGGCACUAUAGCUUCCCUUUCUAUCACGGCUCCCUCCCGCGGCACUGAAGGGGUUAAUAACCUCUUCAGUCACUUACCUGGGUCCAGUGCAGAUGUCCCACGGCGCUGGCUCGGCUCCGCCCACCCUUCUCCACUGCGGCGUGGGAGACCUAAUGCGCAUAUUCAAUGCUUUCGUAUGGGGAAAAUCUGACACGUCGGAUAACUGUCCUAAAGUCCGUUUGGAUUCCGCAAGUCCCUCUAGUGGCUGUCUGGUAGGCAGCCACUAGAGGAGAAGUUAAUCCUUAGAGGUAAUUAUCGCAGUUUAUAAAAACUACAAUAAUUGCCACUGCAGGGUUAAAGGACCACUAUAGUGCCAGGAAAACAUACUCGUUUUCCUGGCACUAUAGUGCCCUGAGGGUGCCCCCACCCUCAGGGUCCCCCUCCCGCCCGGCUCUGGAAGGGGGAAAGGUGUUUAAACUUACCUUUUUCCAGCGCUGGGCGGGGAGCUCUCUGCCUCCGAUCCUCCUCCGUUCCUCCUCCUGGGCUGAAUGUGCACGCGCGGCAAGAGCUGCGCGCGCAUUCAGCCCGUCGCAUAGGAAAGCAUUUAUAAUGCUUUCCUAUGGACGCUUGCGUGCUCUCACUGUGAAAAUCACAGUGAGAAGCACGCAAGCGCCUCUAGUGGCUGUCAAUGAGACAGCCACUAGAGGAUUAGGGGGAAGGAUUAACCCAUUUAUAAACAUGGCAGUUUCUCUGAAACUGCUAUGUUUUAAAAAAAAUGGGUUAACCCUAGCUGGACCUGGCACCCAGACCACUUCAUUAAGCUGAAGUGGUCUGGGUGCCUAGAGUGGUCCUUUAAGGAUAAUUGGAGUUUGCACGCAGACCACUUCAAUGGGCUGAAGUGGUCUGGGUGCCUAUAGUCUCCCUUUAACAGCUCGUCAAUUGAUAGCUAGAGCCCGGAAAUCCUUUUUGGCUCCUAAAGUCCUCACCUUGACUGCUGAAUUAGAUAAACAAUGUCUAUAUGAAACCAAAUGCACAUCUAUAUUCCCUCCUUCAGACUGUUCCAGGGAUGCGUGGUUGCUGUGGCACACAUGGAGAUCGACCCCCACCUGAAUAUCUUAAUGACUAUCUUAAUUUGUAAAGCUCUACACUAAGUAUAAUUUUGUGAUUCUUAUAGGCCUGUGUUGCAUGCUGUGGGGAACGACUACUACACAUUCUGCUACACAGCAUUUGCAUGUUGUUGUCUAUAUUUCAUGCAUAACUGUUAGAUGACUCUCCCUAUAUUACAAUUCUAGUUCUAGUUUUGUAACGUUCUAGCCUUAGAAUCUGUUUUUAUCCGGUGUACGGAUGUAAUGCUGACCGUGGGUCAUAUAAGUGCAAAACUAGAACCAGAAUCUUCUUUUGGGAGAGUAUGUCACAAAAAAGUGCUUAUAGUGAAAUCUGUGUAUAGCAGCUCUGUACAUUAGUGUGGAUUACCCUUUAUUCCACACACAAUUUAACACAAAGACCAAAAAUUGGAAUACCAUAUACAUAUACCUUAAGUGGAGAGCUGUGAUUGUUUGGGGGUUGUCCCUCAAGAUCUUAUUCGAACCGUGCACGUCAAGUGGAUAUAUACAAAAAAUAUAGAAAGUACAAUAUAAUGCAGAUUGUAAAACACUGUGAUAAUUCAGUUAAGUAGCAGAAUGGAUCACUCACAUUUCAAAGAGUUUACAUUACUGAGCCAAUAUUAUAGGCUCUUUGAAAUGUGAGUGAUCCAUUUUGCUACUUAAUUGAAUUAUCACAGUGUUUUACAAUCUGCACUAUAUUAUACUUGAUAUAUUUCUUGUAUAUAUCCACUUGACAUGCACGGUUCAAACAAAAUCUUGAGGGACAACCCCCAAACCCUCAUAGCGCUCCACUCAAGGUAUAUGCAUAUCGUAUACCAAUUUUUGUCUCUGUGGUAUCAUAUAAGUGAUAUGUACUCGUACCUUUUACCUCCCUCCACUUCCCCCCUCUUUUCUUCUGUAUUUAUCCCUUAUGUUGAAAAAUUUAAUAACAUUUUCAAAUUGAAAAAAUAUAUAUAUAUAUUUGCUUUUAAAUUUUUAAAAAAUGUACUUGUUUUUAUGCUUUUCAUUUCUAUGUAGGGUCGGGGAGCUCUCCAAGAUAUAGACCAGAUGUCACUAUUUAAGCCAAUUUGUAAAUUCUGUGCCUCUGUUAGGACAAUACGCCAGAUCAUUCCUGUGCUAAGGAAAGCUAUGGCUCUCGCUCAGUCUGGAACACCAGGUAAGUAGUGGUAAUGUGAGCUGUACUGGCAGCUACUACACACAGAUUAACAAUCUAUGUUAAUCUUCAAAUAUGCUAGCAGUUUGACUGGCACAGUGUAAAGAAUAAACUAGGUAAUGGUGAUAAAGUGCCAGCGUUUGUUACUUUAUUCAGUUUAGUGAAUACACUGAUUGAAAUGUUCUAAUAGCCAGGUUUUUCAGUGAUCACAUGUCUGUAUGCAAUUAACAAGUUCCUGUUUUAUUUUUUAUUUUUUUCUCUCUCUCUCUCAUUCACACUAUCUCCAGGACCAGUGUUUGUUGAAUUUCCUAUUGAUAUUUUGUAUCCGUACCAUGUUGUCCACAAAGAACUGUCCCCAAAAGGUGUUCCAAAAGGAAUUGUAGGCAAAGUUAUCAACUGGUGAGUCUAAAGAUUCUCUUUACGACUAUUUAUAUCUUAAACUAAUAAUUGCUUGAAGCAUCAUAAUUUACAGGGAUUUUAAAGGGAAAACGGGCUGUUUGGGGCGUUUUGGAGUGAGGACUGGUUUGGGAACCACUGGGCUAGGAUAUUGGAAGGUGGACUGGUUUGGGAACCCCUGGGGCAUUGCAAUGCCGCAUUAUGGUGUUUAAAUAAGUUCAUAAUUUGCAAUCUUGUUUUAGGUACUUACAGAAUCACCUUAAAAAUUUGUUUGCUGGAGCCUGGGAACCUUGUGAUGUUUCACCUCUCCAGGUCUCUAUCCCUCUUGCCACGGCUGACCAGGUAACAUGUUUUUUUUUGUUAAAAAUAAAAAUUAAUUCUGCUGCAUGUGUAAAUAUAGCCUGUGUUUGUUAUGGAAUUUCAUCAUCAAAAAAUAUCUUCUAACCAUGUUCAAAUAGUAUUGCGCCUUGUACCUUUAUGCCAUUUGAUGACAGUGUCCCCAUUGCUUGAUUAGCUAAUUAAGUAGGAGUUGAGCGGGUUAUAGUUGCAUACUGUUGCCAGCCACUAUAUAUUUCUACAAAAAUAUACAGAAAAAAGACUGCAACCGAACUUUCUAAACUAUUUCACGUCUUUGCAACAGUUUCUUAAUCUUACCAAUUAUAAUACAGUCAUCUUUCUCUGCUUAGUCACUUUUCUGUGAAUAGUAUUUCAUUGAAGUAUGUAGAUACAACAUUAGAUCUAUGAAUGGACGUUACAUUUUUGAAAUACUAUCUAUAUAUCUUCACAGCAGGGCAGGGACCUUUCCUAAUCAGAGGGGCCAAGAAAGGGGGCGUGUUGUUAUCACCAAUGACAAGCACAUACCCCCAAAGUGAGCCUGUUUGCUUAUUGUUUUUUCCAGGGCAGCCAAUGCGCAGAGCUCAACUAACGAGCUCUUACUUGGGAAUUAGGCCCUGUGUAAAGCACAUUGCUGCGUUUGCUUGUGUCUCUGGUGUCUCCAUAAGUGGGUUACAAGAAGACAGAAAAUGCCAGGAGACCGUAUUGUGCAUGUGCUUGUGGGCUAAUUGUGCUAUUGCACAAGUGUAAAGUGACCUGUGUGCGUGUUAGGGAUGUUGUGUGUGUGUGUGUGUGAAUGUAUGAGACGCAGUGUGUGUCUGUAGGGGAUCUAGCGUAUUCGUAAGGGAUCCAUAAUGUGUAUAUGGGAUGUAUUCUGUGUGUGAGUUGUGUAUGUAUGUGGUGGAGCAUGUGUCUGUAGCAGUUCUAGCGUGUUUCUAAAGGAUCCCUAUUGUGUGUGUAUAUGGAAUAUACUUUGCGUAUCAAUGAUAGAAACAUAGAAUGUGAUGGCAGAUAAGAACCAUUUGGCCCAUCUAGUCUGCCCAAUUUUCUAAAUUCUUUAACUAGUCCCUGGCACUAUAUUAUAUCUAGGAUAGCCUUAUGCCUAUCCCAUGCAUGCUUAAACUCAUUCACUGUGUAAACCUCUACCACUUCAGCUGGAAGGCUAAUCCAUGCAUCCACUACCCUCUCAAUAAAGUAAGACUUCCUGGUAUUAUUUUUAAACCUUUGCCCCUCUAAUUUAAGACUAUGUCCUCUUGUUGUGGUAGUUUUUCUUCUUUUAAAUAUAGUCUCCUCCUUUACUGUGUUGAUUCCCUUUAUGUCUUUAAAUGUUUCUAUCAUAUCCCCCCUGUCUCAUCUUUUCUCCAAUCUAUACAUGUUAAGAUUCUUUAACCUUUCCUUGUAAGUUUUAUCCUGUAAUCCAUGAACCAGUUUAGUAGCCCUUUUCUGAACCCUUUCUAAGGUAUCAAUAUCCUUCUGGAGAUACGGUCUCCAGUACUGCGUACAAUACUCCAAGUGAGGUCUCCCCAGUGUUCUGUACAAUGGCAAGAGCACUUCCCUCUUUCUACUGCUAAUACCUCUCCCUAUACAACCAAGCAUUCUGCUAGCAUUUCCUGCUGCUCUAUUACAUUGUCUGCCUACUUUUAAGUAAUCUGAAAUUAUUACCCCUAAAUCCCUUUCCUCAGAUGUUGAGGAAAGGGAUUUAGGGGUACACAGGCCGCCCUUUCCUCUGAUACUGCCUGGUUCAGUCCACCCACCACUCCCUUUAUCAAGCCAUUGAUAAAUUUUGUUGGGCCUUUUACUACAGGCCCACCCAAACGUUGGUUUUGGCACACCACUACCGACUUACACCACUACUACUAUAAUUCGGCUUAUUGUCCCUGACCACAAAUAUAUGUUUAUGUGUAUAUAAAUUGUUUUAAUUUUUUUUUGUCAGUUAAAAUUUAUAAGCAUGCAUCUUUCUCUUAUUUUCAGUAAUUAUCUGUUUACUACUCAAUUUCAUUCAGGUUCAGCGGUGUAUAGAGCUGGUGAGCCGUGCAAAAAAGCCAGUAUUCCUUUUGGGUAGCCAGGUCACCCUUCCUCCCAUUCCUGUAGAAAAACUCAGGUAAAAGAAAACACCAAUAAUGUGACCGUUUCAUAACUCGUGCAACUUUUCAUUCUUGUCUUAGUAUAAAUUAGGACCCAGUGCAUUUAUAUUGCAGCCCAAAAAAGCAAACAAUUGCCAAAAAGUUCAGUUUUUGUACAGUAUAAUUAAUAGUGACAUAGUUGGGUCCUGUAUAGGCCAUGGUAUGGUGAGCAGAACAGAGGAAAGUAUUUUAUGAAUUUAAUUUAAAAAAAAAUACAUUUAAAAAAUCCAAAUUUACAAUUUAAAAAUACAAUUAAAAACAAUAAAAUUACAGAGUGCAUUGUUCCUGUCAAAAUGUAUUAUAGUCUCAUUUUGUUAAAUUCCUCCCUUCAUAUUGUAAUUCACUACGGAAUAAGUUGGUGCUGUAUAAAUGUCAAUAAUAAUAAUAGUAAAUAUUUUUAUUGAAUGAAGUAUGAUGUUUGAGUUUAUUAAGGAAACCAUCACCACCUAUGGACCAUCUAGUAUAUUGCAUGCUGAGUUUUGCUUUUAGUUUUUGAUGCCUAUAUGUUUAGCAUGUAUUUAUUAUUUGUAUUAUAGGAGCCUAAAUUGUUUACUUACUUGAUCAUAAAAUCUUUUUUUUUCUGCACUUAACAGAAAAUCUUUGGAGUCUUUAGGCAUCCCUUGUUUCUUGGGAGGGAUGGCAAGAGGCAUGCUGGGAAAGGACAGUCCUUUGCACAUUCGUCAGAAUCGAAGGGAAGCCUUGAAGGAAGCAGAUCUGGUUAUUCUGGCUGGUAAGAAUUUUCAUAAUUGGUGGAAUAGAUUAUUGUGUAAAUCAAAAUUUAAAUAUCCGAGUAAUAACACGAUUACCAGUCAGUGUAGCUUAUCAUUCUGCCCAUAUUUUCACUUUGCCUUACCAUGGUGUCAUUGGGUCUGCCAUCAUCUGAUUUGUGUCCUAGCUGUAACUAGGGUGUGCAUCAGAGUUAGACCUCAUAACCAAGGAGGCCACGGGGGGGGGACGGGGGGAGGGUAGGUGUGGUUUGGUAGCAAAAUAGACACCAUGGUGUGUGCGCUGAGGGCCAUAUCUGCUAUUUGUCUCCUUAAGCAAAGUGAUGUACAGCUCAAACGUGACAGAAGCACCAAUAUCAACAAGGCGUCAUUAUUCCAAUCUUUUUAUAGCAGUUUUUAUUUAUAUUUAAUAAUUCUCUAUUUUCAUAUACAAAAAGUACACAAACAGGCAUAUUAGAGUCAAUGUUUAGUUAGACGAGUUCUCUAGACACAAUGUUUGGAAAGCAACUUUAAGCAGUGGCCUUAACCUUUUUAUCACAUGGUAUUGCAAAGUCGCUUAUUUGAAUUGUCAGACAUUUAUAUGAACAUACUAUUUGUUUACUUAGGUUGGGAGAGAACGGUAGAUAUCUAAAGCAAUAUGCCAUAUGAUUUCAGCUCUGGGCUAAUUAAGUAGUAUUUGUGAACUAAAAGAUUUUACUGGGUGAGUUAUACAGGCAUACCCCACUUUUAAGUACACAAUGGGACCAGAGCAUGUAUGUACAACGAAAAUGUACUUAAAGUGAAGCGAUACCUUUUUUCACUUCCCAAUGCAUGUACUGCAUUGCAAUAGUAAUUUACAGGCAUAACUGAUACCGCAACUGCAGAUUUCCAGUGAUUUUAUUUCCAGUGAUUUAUUUAGUGGUCUCCAAUGGGCUUUUAUUCAGUUAAAACAAACAGUAAAAAGAAAAAUCUCAUUCCAGAUUGUACUACUUAUCUUUAAUGUUUUACUCAUCUGACAACCUUAAACUGGGAGGAAAAGUAAAAUAAACCUGCCCACUGAGCCAUUUUCUGCCAAUUCAAUGCCAAUUUGUAUUUGUUAGCAGCUUAGUUGCGCACUUUGUUUAGAAACACCUCUUCAUCACUUUAAACAGUUAUGGUUUAACUUUGAAUCCUCAGAAUUGUGACUAAUGCAGCUAAGCUGGUAAGUCCUAGUUAUAGAAAAUGGCAGGGUAAACCCUUUCACUGGAUGGCGCCGAUUGCAGAAUAUGGACAAUGUAGGGGCAGAAAAAAAUAUAUAUGUUCAGCUAGGAGUAGGCAUGAUAAAUUUGAGAUGAUUUAACCUGUGCCAUGUUAGAAGGUGUGAAAAGAUUUUGCCCCAAAGAUACUGAACUGAGCUGCUCUGGGCGAGAAUAGAACCUUCCAUUUCCGGUUAACUCGCAAAAGGAGAGGCGCGGGAAUGUCUGUACUCGCAAGGCACCUUUACAUACACUGGUGGGAAUGUCUGUACUCGCGAGGCACCUUUAAGUACACUCGCGGGGAUGUCUGUACUCGCGAGUGUAUGUAAAGUGAGUGUAUGUAAAGCGGGGUAUGCCUGUAUACCAGUAAGAAAAGAUGAAGAGGUAAUAGAAGAAAAGGUGUAGAUAAGGGACCUCGGAAGAGUAUAGGGUAGAAGGAAUUAAGAGGGAAAUAAGGAGCCAAAGAGAACAAAGUAAAUAUAAGAGGGGGGCUUAGGGGGGUGUCCGGCUCACCCAAGGAAUUGGAUAAAUGGGUAGGAAGUAUAUAGCAAGAUAAGCAAAAUGGUCAAUAGCGCCUUGGAAGCCCGUUUUUAUUUUUUGGAACAUAUUGUUUCUCUGUGUAGAACAUUCCGUUUCUGUUGUGUCUCCAUUUAGCCAGGGGUUCCAAAUGUUGUGGUACAUUUUGGGAAAGUCCUGAACAUAUAGCUAGUGCUUCGGUUGUCUUUUUUGUUUUACUGUGGUUAGGGCUGUCACAUGACCAGGCAACCAUGACUUUCUUGUUGCUCUACGUGUUAAUAAUGCUACACUUAUUGCCAGUUUAUUUUCGGCCUUUAUAAAUGAAUCAAAUGUUUUGGAAAAAAGUAGAGCCUGUGGGUCCAAGUGUCAGCGGGAGGAGGUGCAUUUUUGCUAGUUUGAGGGGUGUGGUGUACCAACAAAAUAACAUUUUGUAGACCUGUUCUUUGUGACUUACACAAAUGGUGAGGGACUUUAAUAUAUUCCAUAUCUUCGACCAAUCAAAGGCUUCCUGUGCGGGACCUAAAUGUUUUCCCCAGGCUGCAAUAUAAGGGAGGGUAACUUGUGUGUUGUGUGCGGCCAUGGAAAUGUAUAGAUCUGAAGUUCGACCUUUUGGGUUGGGUGCACCAGUGCAUCUUAAUUCAGAAGAAAACUGAGAUGCUUGCACUCCUGGAUUAGAGAGUAAUUGCCCGGUGCUGGUCAGGCACAAGAUACAAAAAAAAAUGAUUGGAAAUGACCGCACUCCAAGGACUUGUUGAUAGUAAAAAUAAAAUAUAACUUUUAUUCUAUAUCAUAUAAAAAAAUAUCGACGUUUCAGCCCCAAUACAUGGGCUUUCAUCAGGAUGGCAAUACAAUACACAAAUACAUAUAAAAUACUUAUAUAGCAAAACAUAAAGGGAUACUAACCAGCUUCAUGUGUGAGAGAACCGAAUUGGCGUUCAAACUGCAUGUGGAACAGCUGAUCAGAGUGCUUCAACCGUAGUUGCUAGGCACUGCGUUCCAUUUGGUUGCUAGGUGAUUAGUGAAACGCAAUUUCAACCGAUUGCUAUGCUGUUAGAUCAGUAGACACAGAGCUAGUAUUGCUGUGUGUAUGGAUCGUGAAAUCCUUCCUUCUGCCUGCUACUUUCUGGCACUGUGUCUGGAAUGCAAUUGAUACAAAGUAUCAGUAGGCACCAUACAUCGAUGUGCUGCAGCACUAACAGGAUAGAGCCCUUGACAGGACUUCAGUCGUUUCAGCAAGUCAGGGACACACCAGGAAAGAAGAGCGUAUUGUAGGAGAAAGAGAACUUGGUCCUUUGUCCUCAGUUCUUUAUAGGCAAAAUUAUGUUAUAACUUUUAAUUUAGACUCUGGCCAUAUAAGGAAACUCCCCAUACAAGGACCCUACCGUUUUCCACAUCCUUAUCUCGACCAGGAUUUUUUUUAAUGUAGUUCCCUCUGCCUUGGCCUUCCACAACUUAAUUUUCCCUUUUUGGAAAAAAACAAACGAACCCACCUAAGCCUAUCCAUAACCUAUUAUUUUAAAAGCUCCACUGGUAUCCGAUCCACUCCUUUCAACCUUUUCAUUCCUGUCCUGUUUGUUCUUUAACCCUCUUUUAUCUCUGCUCCAUUCCAGUUCUGCUUGUUUUUCUUCCAUAUAUGUAUAUCUAUUUCCUUUCAAAACUUGAAUAAAUAAUUAUUAUUUUAUAAAGUAGGUUUUAGGUGACAGUUGUCCUAUAAAACACAUCAUACCUGUAAUGAUGUAUACCAUAUCAAAACUUUAUGCUUGUUAAAUUUAAAAAUCCAUAUGUUAAUAAUCCUAACAAUAUAAAAACCCUAUUAGGGCGAAAUGUCCCUUGUCACAUCAGAUGAACACACUCAACCUAUCCAUACCUCCCAGGACUUAAUGAAAAACCUUAUAAAUCUUUGUAUACGUUCUAUAACAGAAUUAUGUGUUUGCAGCUGUCUGAUCAUCAUUGAUGAAAACUGUCUGACAGUUGAUUGAUUAGGACUAGGUGAACGUGUGUUUUUGUUACUUUAUGGAGAGCAAAAAACAGAUCGCAAGAGUAUUCUGAGAACGGACAGCAGCUGAAAUAGCCUGCUCUUUGGUGGGUCCCCACUCAGAUCUCAAGCUGGUUUUAGCUCAUCUAGUGCCAUUACAGAGAGAACAUAUCUGAAGCAUAUCAGACUGGUCCCACCCAUACGGGCAGCCCAGAUCUGAAAUGCCAGCAAGUUCUCUCUGCACGAGAGAUACAGCAACCCCAGACAAUCGUUUCAGCCUUUUUAGGCAUUAUCAGUGAGGCAUAGCUGAUAUCUCUCUAGGCACCAUGAGCAAGGGGUCCACGUCUGGAUUACCGUUUAAGCUUAUGGAGAGCAAAAAACAGAUCGCAAGAGUAUUCUGAGUAUUCUAAUUUGUUAUUUUACUAUAGACGAUUAAAUAAUCUAAAUGUGCAGCCUAAGGAAAUAUUGUGUUUUAGAUCUCCCUUUCAAAAAUAGUAAUCACAACCUUUGCUAUGCUAGGAUUAUAUAUUCUGUGUUAUUGGCAUGCUUUAAUACAUUUUUCAAUCAGUAGGUUUAUAACUGUGUUGAUAAAUUGAUUUGAUUAAUGGCGAUAUGAAGUGAAUAUUUUUUUUUUUACGUUUUCCCAACACAGGCACAGUCUGUGAUUUCCGUCUAUCAUAUGGCCGUGUUCUGAACCGUCGCAGUAAAAUCAUUGCUGUAAAUAGAGAUCGAUCUCAGCUCUUGAAGAACUCCGAUAUGUUCUGGAAACCAACUGUUGCAAUACAAGGUAACCUAAAGGAUUAUGAACUAAUUAUUCCCCUGCAGGAACGACUGCUUUAAACCAGACUUGAGAAACCCAUAUUGAUCAUACAUUAUGAUUUAUUUUUAUAUUUUAUUGCUAGACCAACCAUAUGUCUUGUUUAAGUGUUACUGUAUACUUUAACCAUCUCUUACACAGACCGUACUCAAUUUAUGUUGUGCAGGGGAUGCUGGCUCCUUUAUAGUCAAUCUCUCAGAGGGACUCAAGGGAUAUACCUGUCCCUCCGACUGGACAGAACAACUGAAGUCGGGAGAUGUCACUAAAGAAAAAGCAAAUAAGUAAUGUAUCUGCAGAUAUGAUGUAAAGCAAAUAAGUAAUGUAUCUGCAGAAAAAUCUGCAGAUAUGAUGUAUGACAAUGAUCUGAAUGGCUCGGAUUAAACAAACAUGUUGGAUUUUAGCUGCAGUUAGACUGUAAAUGAUGGGAUGUUGUUCUAUAUAUCCAAAGAUAUGGCGGAUCAUAUAGUGCUCUGGUUUUGUUUACUGUGUAAACUGUAUCAAGUUCUCUUGCAUUCUAUUCAGUAGACGCUCUGUUAAGCCCGUGAAAUCUCUACUGAUUACAAAUAUAAACCUCAACUUGGUAGAAGCUUGAAACAAUAUGUUUGUUUUUCUGCAUUAUCAUUCACUGCACUAUUUAUUGUAUAUUUUGAUGAACAAAGAUUGCUCGAUUUUCCAAUUUUCUGUUAUAAAAGAUUCAAUUUAAAGGGGACAAUAACAGCAUUAAAUGACUUACAUUUUGUAUUUAAAGAAUCCAAAGAAAUGCACAUAUCAAAAGAAGAAUAAGUAUUACAUUUGCUUGAAUUGUUCAUGGUUUGUGAUGUAAACAUGAGGCACAAUAUGCAAAGUAAUUUAAAAAAUACCAAUUUAUAAGAACAAUUUAUUUAUGUUGUCAUAAGCAGAGGCGACAAAUUAAAUGCAAGCAAAUUAAAUGCAAUGUGUUUAAACAUCAUUCACAUGAUACUCAGCCAUGAUUUAAGCUGUCUGAGCAUUAUGUGAAACGCAGUUCAGUAUGAAGGUAAGCCAUCACUGCUUUACACUAUUUUAGAAGGGGUAGAUGUGCAAAGAGGUCAAAACCGAAAUCUUCAUCUUCUAAUUAACUGCCUGUAGGGCUGUACUUCUCGCUUUUUUUUUUUUUUUACCAUUUCAAAAUUCCUGCCCGUGUUUUGAUUGGGAAAACUUAUGUCUUUGAUACUCAGGCUAAAGGCUGAAGAGAAAACUGAAAGACACUUAAAUCCUCUCAAGGUUUUGCAUUUGGUGGAUGAAGAAAUGGCAGACGAUAGUAUCAUUGUAGCAGAUGGAGGAGACUUUGUAGGAAGUGCUGCAUACAUCCUCCGCCCCAGAGGUCCACUGCGCUGGUUAGAUCCAGGUAAUAUCUGGUGGACAAAAACAUUCUGUACUAACCUACAGCAUGCAAUCCUAAAUCAAAACACGGCCCCCAAAUGGACAUUUAGUGACUGGUAAGGAGGAGAGAUCUGUUGUCGGUCUCCCAAUAUAUGAAUUAUUGCACAUAAACUGUUUGGCUUCAGUCUUAUUAAUUCCCAAGGAUUUAAGAUAAGCAGAGACAAAGCUUUUAUUGCAGAUCAUUAUUAUAAUAUUUAAAUUAUUACACCACAAAAUGACAGCAAUGAUGAUAAAACGACUGCGUGCGUUUCACAACAGUGGCAGGAAUUUCUCACACUUUUAUUUUCAUUUCUUUUAAAAAUUAUUUCUCUGCAAUAAAAGCGUGGCCUAUGCUUAUCUUACAUAAACGUGGAUUCUGGGAGUGUAAUCUUAGUGCACAUUUGAUUCAGAUCGCUUAUGUGCAUUAUUCCAAAUAUCUGUUGUCAUCCAUUGCAAUUGAACAUUUUGGCAUUCUGACAAAAGUUUCUAUAAUACAAUGUAACUUGGAAUUACUGCCUGAAGAUCAUAUAUUUAAAAAUGAUCAUUGAUGAUAGAAAGGAUACUAAAUAAGAAGGCACUCUAAGCACCAAUUAGAGUGUUUGGGGUGUACGAAUAAGACAUCUGCAGUCCUACUUUAGAUUUAAAUCCCUUUGUUUAUUCAGCCCUAGUUACACCUCCCUGCAUGUGACUCCCACAGCAUGUCUACAUCCUAAAAAGAACCUGAAAAUUGUAAACCUUUCUGAAUUAAGCAGAAUCAGGGGCAUGCUCUAUCCAUCAAAACUUCUUUAUUAAUCUAAAUAAUGGGUCUUAUAGUUUCCUUAUUAUAAGUUUUAUUUUGUUUUAAUAUUUAUUGCUUCUGAAAAUGCACUGUGGACUUUUGAAAAUCUGUUCAAUGCAGUACAUUUUAAGGAGUUUUAGAGGGGUAUGACAUACAAUUGCUAUCUCUGGGUUAAUUGUUUCUUAGACUAGAUGAGUUCAGGAAAACAAAUCUCCUUAUCCGCUAUACUCACAGCUUGGCUUUUUUAGUCUACAUUUAGCAAAACAAAACACACUGAUCUGUUACUAAUGUCUGUAAAAUAUCAUGUGCUAUGCUUUGAACAAUCCUAUUCAGAUGUGUCUUCAUAUCUCCUUUUUAGGUGCAUUUGGUACUCUAGGUGUUGGUGGAGGAUUUGCUUUGGGGGCUAAGCUGUGCCGCCCAGAUUCAGAGGUAAUGGAAUUCCCCUCCCCCUCCCAGAGACACGAUAGUUAUUUAUUUAUUUUUUUAAAUGUUUUAAUUUAUUUAUUAAGAGAGCAACAAUUUAUAAAGAAAGCACAUUUUUUUUUCAUUUUGUAAACUUUAUUUAAUCUGCUACAUUUACUGUCAGUUCCACCCUUGCAACGCUACCAUAUUUUAUUACUUGCUACUUAGUCUACUCCCAAGUACCACAAUAAAUAAUACAAUAUAUAUAUAUAUUUAUAACAGACUAUAGUAAAGGCAUAUAUCAGUCAUCCAUUUUCAAAGCAAAUUAAUGCUUGGUUAUAAUUUUAAAACUACGUCACAUUUAAAUGACAUCAUCUGCUCAAGAAUGAUCUAACUCUUUUUUUUUUUUUUUUUUCUAACGUACCUAAAAGAAUAUGCAAUUGAAUUGUGAAUAAACUGCCCCCUCCCACACACACCUUUUCCCUUUUUUUUUCUUCCUUUUUUUAUGUUUUGUUUUGUUCAUUAUUUUAUGAGAAAUUAUGACUAUUACAAGUAUUUGUAUACUAAAUCUUAUGAAUAGAGGUUAAGAAGAUAUUAGCUUUGAUGUUGUAACUCUUGAUGGGAUAUUCCACCUCAGAUGUAUUGGCUGUAACCUGCUCUCUAAAAAUGUAAAUAAAAAAAUGAUGUAUGUUUGUGUUUGUAUGAUUUUAGGUGUGGAUUGUAUUUGGAGAUGGAUCAUUAGGAUACAGCAUUGUAGAAUUUGAUACUUACACACGUCAUAAGGUAGAAUUGAUUUUUCGAUUUGUUUUAAGAUUUUGAGAUUGUUCUAUCUAAUUAGCCGCUAUGCUGGCAGGGUGAUGCAUGUUCACAUGACACAUGGAAAUAAUAGCUUUUCUAUUGUUCCUUACCUGCAACCCUUUGCUCCAGCCGUACUAUACUGAAGACUUAAAGGGACACUAUGGUCUUCAAUACAACUUUAGCCUAAUGAAGCAGUUUUGGUGUAUAGAUCAUGCCCCCACAGUCUCACUACCAUAUAGCAGUUAAAGCCCGUUGUUUGCAGCCCUAGUCACACCUCCUUGUAUGUGACUUACACAGCCUUCCUAAACACUUCCUGUACAGAGUCAUCUAAUGUUUACACUUUAUUGCAAAAUCUGUUUAAUUUCGACUUUCUUUCUCCUGCUCUGUUAAUAGCUUGCUAGACCCUGCAGGAGCCUCCUGUAUGUAAUUCCAACUUACAGAGCAGGAGACACUAAAACGUCUCAAGUAUGUUAACAUCUGAUUGAAAAUUAAACCAUUUUGUUUUCAUGCAGGCUGUGUUGGUCACAGUGAAACUUCAGAGGCAUGAUCUAUACAAUAAAACUGUUUCAUUAAGUGAAAGUUGUUUUGGUGACUAUAGUGUCUCUUUAAAUUGUGCUACACUUGUGUCUGUUACGUUUCACUUUAAAAAUAUGCAGUUUUUAUCAAAGAUAUCAUAGCCUAUUUUUCCAAGAAACUUAUAAUACUAUGGGCAUUUUGUAGACAUGUUACCAUUAUUAAAAAUAUAUUUUUCUGUUUAAAAAAUCUGUUCCAGAAGAGUUGUUUAGGGUGAUGCUGGGGAAUAAUAAAGUAACAGCACAGAAGGGCCCCAUUAAAAUUUUUUUGCUAUGUAACAUUUUUUUGUUAUUCUGGUUAUUUUUUUCACGUACGAUAGACUCCAGUGAUUGCGCUUAUUGGAAACGAUGCUUGCUGGAGUCAGAUUUCUCGAGAACAAGUUCCAUUGUUGGGAAGCAAUGUUGCCUGCAGCCUGGCCUAUAAUGGUGAGUCAACCGAUGCAUAUGAAUACAUUGUUCUAAAGGUGGUUGGUAAAAUUGAUUUGUUUGGGUGUUGGAUCUCCCUACUUGGAGAUUUACAUUUUCAGUUCUUGCAGCUUUUGUUCUCAAGCUUAUCGUCUGAGACUUCGUUAGUAACAAAUAAUGCAACUUUUCUUAAUCUAUCAAGCAAUCAAAAUAAGAUAUUAAUUUUUUAUAUGCAUCACUGCAUUAAGGUAUUGUGGCAAUAAGUAGCUGAAUCACUAACUCCUUUUGUUGUCUGCCGUCAUGUGGUAAGGCAAAUAACUGAUAAGACACAAAUGCUGUUAAAGGAUCACUAUAGUGCCAGGAAAACAUACUCGUUUUCCUGGCACUAUAGUGCCCUGAGGGUGCCCCCACCCUCAGGGUCCCCCUCCCACCCGGCUCUGGGGAGAGGAAAGGGGUAAAAACUUACCUUUUUCCAGCGCUGGGCGGGGAGCUCUCCUCCUCCAUUCCUCCCAUUCGGCUGAAUGCGCACGCGCGGCAAGAGCUGCGCGCGCAUUCAGCCGGUCGCAUAGGAAAGCAUUUAGAAUGCUUUCCUAUGAACGCUUGCGUGUUCUCACUGUGAUUUUCACAGUGAGAAACACGCAAGCGCCUCCACCGGCUGUCAAUGAGAGGAUUUGGAGGAUUUGGAGGAAGGAUUAACCCAUUUGUAAACAUAGCAGUUUCUAUGAAACUGCUAUGUUUAUAAAAAAUGGGUUAAUCCUAGCUGGACCUGGCACCCAGACCACUUCAUUAAGCUGAAGUGGUCUGGGUGCCUAGAGUGGUCCUUUAAGCUUUAUAAUUGCGACACUGGAGAAAAUAUCUUUCCAGAUUAAGUACUAUAAUUAGGAAAAUUAGAUGACCAAUUUCAUCUAGUCCUCAUGCACAGAAGUAAAUAGGUAAGUAAAUUCUGGAGGUGUAGAAGAUUACAAGGGCAACUGUUACAGAAUUACAGACUUGGUAGUCUGUGCAGAUAGUCCAAAGUAUUCAGUUUGGAUGACAUUAUCAGAAAUAUACGUUUUGUUUAUAAAAAAAAAAAAAAAAAAAAAGGUUCUGGCUAUAUUACAUCCUAAACUCCAUAUAUAAAUACGUUUUGGGUUUGUAUGUUUUUUUGUUUUUUUUUCUUCUGUUUUUGAAAGCAAUGCAGAAUGUCUAGGAAAAUACUAUUUUCAAGUCAGGGCAUUGGCUGGGCAAGUCAAGGACAUUCACAUAGUUGUCCUAAGCCAUUUUUGCGUUGUCUAGGAUAUUGGUUUAGUGUCAUGCUUGUGUUAAAAGGUGAACCUUUGGCCCAGUCUGAGGGACUGAGCGCUUUGGGCCAGGAAUUCAUAAAGAUGUGGUUUGCUGCAUCAGACGUUCCCUCAAUCCUAACCAGGUGGUUUGCUGCAUCAGAGGUCCCCUAAUUUCUAACCAGUCUCCGUCACUGCCGCAGAAAAACAUCCCAAAGCUUGAUUCUACCACCACCAUGCCUCACUGUUGGGAUAAUAUUGCGCAGCUGAUGAGAAUUAUUCUGCUUUCCUCCAAACAGGGUGCUUUUAAUUGAGGCCAAACUGUUCAAUUUAGUUUCAUCGGACCAGAGAAUCUUGUUUCAGAGAGAUAAUUAUUAGACACGUGAAGACAUGUAAAAUUUCAUUCUGCACUAUAAAAAAAAGUGUAAUGAGAACAUCUUUUUAAUGCAAUUUAAUGAAUUACUAUCUCCCUGAUAAAAUAACUUUUUUUUUUUCUUGUCCGCAGAUUAUCACAAUGUGGCAGAAGGAUUCGGUGGAAAAGGCUUCCUGGUCACUCGACAGGAUGACAAUAGAAUAGUUGACAUCAUCAAGGAGGGACAGAAAGCUUGCAAGAAUGGGAAAGCUGUACUAAUCAAUGUGUUAAUUGGGAAAACAAAUUUUAGAGAAGGAUCUAUUUCUGUUUAAAACUUUGUUUUCCUCUCUUUACGUGUCGAUGAGAGUGACUCAGAAAUGGUAACAGAUCACAUCUGUUCUGGGUAGAUGCUAAAUGUUCUAUGUCCUUUCUGGGGCCAAUGGAUUUCUUUUUUUUUUUAUCCGAGUUGCUUUUCCAUUUUUGUGAAAAUGGUGCUUAGAAGCGUCUUCUCUUCCGGUAUAAUUAAUAUAGUUGUUGCCCAUUUGGCACUCAAACAGUGUAAAACUGAACUCAGGGAAACUAUGCACUUAAUUGUGCAUCAAAAUUGUAAAAUCUCACAGUGAAAUUAAAGUAAAAUAAUCUCUGUUUAAAUAGAAGAGGAGGUAUGUAUUUUAAUAUUACUAAUUAGAACUACCUACUUUAUUAAAUUCCAUUUCAUAGUUGAAAUUUGGUUUGCUUGAAAUCCAGCUUACAUUUUACAAGUUCGGUUGUUACUCUUUGUUUUCUAAUUGUAACAAUACAAUAUUUAGGCAUUAAUACUUGAUGUAAGAUAAAUCAUUUUGAGUAUAUUUGUAUCCUAUGUUGUUGGAGUGUAUUACAUCCUCUUGCCUUAGGAACUCUAUAGAGGUGUUGUUUUUUGUUCUCAUUUGAAGAAUAGAAAAAAUGGAAUAGUGCUGUUUGGUGGGUCCAAACAAAACCUAACAAGGGUCUUUCAGAAGCUUAAUAUUACGUAAUAUUGUUUAUAAUAUUACUCUUCUGUUGGCACGUGAAAGUAUAUUUUAAGUUAGAAGUGCUGUUGCAUUUUUUUCUUUCUUUUUCUGUUCACCAGUCGUUAGGACUAAAACUGCUAAUUUGUUUUAGAUUGUGAUUUGCUGUGUGUCUGCCAUCACAUUUUAUUUUUUGUUUUUAUUACUUUUUUAUUUUAAGUAUAGACUUAAAAACAAAUCUGGCAGAACCUCUUCCACUUUCAUUUCAUUCGUAGAGAUUAAAGUUGGCAAAUUCUGAACAUUGAUAAGGAUUAAUACGAAUAUUUCUUAGCACUUGUUCUCCUGGAUGUCAUCCAAUGUGCGAAGGUUGGGGAUGUCCCUGCGUGAUUAUACAGUAGGCAGUGCACAGGAAGUAAAUUUAAAGCCAUGAAAGGGAAUACUAAUAGAUUUUUAAAGUGUCACUUUUAGUACCUUAACCACUAUAGCUCAUAGUUGUUGAGAUACUUUGUUUCUGUGGGUGUCAUCCCCUGGUUUUCUGUUAACAUGUUUUGUAGCAGUUUUAUAAAACCCUGGUCUCUCUCCAGGACCUUUAGCCUGCACUAUCUGCAGCUACACUGAUAAUAAAGCAGUUGCAAUUCCAUGUUACCAAGUGCGAUUCCAUCCAAUCUUGAAAAACAGGCUGAGAGUGUGGAACUAACCCAGCCCAGCUUAGCUUCACCUUCUAAGCUGCACAUGUUUUUUUUUCUCUGUUGUGUCUUUGCCUAAUAACAUCUUUGAAAAACUUGGAUUGCAAUCCAUUCAUAUUUUGCCUUAGAAUUUACAUAAGUAGGCAGGAAUUUGUAGUUAAUUGUUAUUUUUAUUGGAAACCUUAUAUUUAGACAUGUUUUGUUCCGUAUAUUUUAAUUUCAGUCUGUACCAAUACAUCAGUUGUUAUAUGGUAAGUUCUAUGUUAGCAGCCUUAGUGUUAUGAAGGGUACGGUUACAGGUCAGUUUUAAGAAACUUUCAUUCCAAAGUGCAUGAGGACCUCUAGCAUCGCCGGAAUCCCUAUAGGAAAGCAUUGAAUAAUGCUUUUCUAUGGGGAGUUCUAAUGUGCGUGCGCGACCUUUGGCAUGCAUGCGCAUUAGGUCUCCCCGCCAGCUGACGUUGACGAGGGAGGAGCGUGGGCAGAGCCUGACCCAGCACCGAGGGACAACGGCAUUGGAUUCAGGUAAGUCACUGAAGGGGUAUUUAACCCCUUCAGCAACAUGGGAUGGGGGAUGGGAGGGAGAGAGGCACUGCAGGAACCUGCAGGGCCAGGAAAACAUGUUUUCCUGGCACUGGAGAGUCCUUUUAACUAAAUGAGAAUAAAAUAACAAAUGCAUAUGUACUAUCAAAGCCAAUAAGUGUACAUUUUUUUAUUUAAUUUUUUAGUCUUUUUUUAGGCUAAAAUAUUCUGAAACUUCAAAUUAUUUUCAUGUGUCCAGAAUGGAGGUCUCUCUAAAGGAUGGAAGCACUCAUUUGCUACAAAAUUCUGCAAAGUAAAAGAGAUCUCAAGGGCAGAUAUAUAGAAAAACAAGAAAGAAAAAAAACCACAAAGCUUGAAAAACUGAACAAUAUUAGUUAAUUUGGGGUUUAUUUUUGUAGGCAUGCAAAUAGAUUUCUUUCUAAUAUUUUUAGAACCAAAUCUCGCAUUUUAUUACUGUAGACUAAUUCUGUAACUUUUGUAAAUCUAUGUAACAUGUUUUGAUAUAAAAAUGUAAUAAAUGAACAUCUGACAUA
Molecule: messenger RNA, 28026 nt
Organism: Pelobates cultripes (western spadefoot toad)
Lineage: Eukaryota; Metazoa; Chordata; Amphibia; Anura; Pelobatidae
Source: the annotation of a GenBank genome assembly